AUGUUUUGCUAUAAUACCCUACAUGAUAACCUGGUCUAUUCAGUAUUUGUAAGAGCGUGGUAUGAUGAUAAAAGAUAUUAUGUUUAUAAAUCACCUGGUAUCACUGUUGUCUCUAAACCACCAACUCUGACUUAUUUAGGAGGAGCAGCUGUUAAAGAAUUAGAACAGACAACUGGUAAUAAAGAUAUUGACUACCAAAUAAACAACAAUACAAUAAUAGUUGGUUGGAAAGUUAAAUUUAAUGGUGGCAUUCAUGGUGUAGAUUAUUACCAGAUUUAUAUCAGUACACAUCCACAAGGUCACAAUAUCCAUAGGAGUGACACAAAAUUAUCGCCACAGCAGAAAUCAUUCAGUAUAUCUGGAGUAAAGUUACAAGAAGAUAAGAUAUAUUACAGCACAGUUUUAGCCUUUAACAAAGCUGGGUUAUGUAGCUGGAGCACCAGUGAUGGCAUCAUAAUUGAUUCUACACCACCUUCAACUGGUAUCAUACAUGAUGGAUUAGACCCACACGACUCUGAAUACCAGUCAUCUGAUAGCUUGCUUGCUGCUUCGUGGUACGGUUUCUCUGAUAUAGGAUCAGGUAUUGUGAAUUAUAUCUGGUGUGUUGGUAGACAGAAUGACUCCACUACUUGUGAUAUAUUACCAUGGACUAAUGUUGGUUUGAAAAUAAAAACCACUGAUAUAUCACCUAUGGAAUUGCAUUCAGGAGAUAAGAUCUAUCAUAAAGUAUAUGCUGUAGACGGUAGUGGUUUACAAUCACAAGUUGCUGUCUCUAAUGGGAUUAUUAUUGAUACUUCACCACCUGAACCAAGCUACCUGGAAUUUAUUGGAGAGAAUCUCAUCCUUAAUCCCUCAUUUGAAUCAAUAUCUGAUGACACAACAACUUCUUGUAAUUCUAACAUCCCGGAGGAUUGGUCUACAGAUUCACAAUCUUGUGUUAAAACUCGAUCAUCUCAACAUUCAACAGCUCAUGAUGGUGAAGUUUAUAUCACAAUAACAGAUCAGAUUCAACAAACGAUUCAAAAUCUAGAUACAGAUUGUUCUUAUCAGCUUACUGUACAUGUUGGUUACCCACAUGACAUCUUAUUAUCACAUCAUAUGGUAGAAGGUUUUAUUAGAUUGGGACAUGAAAUAAACAGUUUUAAACUGAAUCCAGAUCUCUGUCAGGGUGACUGUUCUGAACUUGUCGAUGUGAUUCAUUGGUAUAAAUUCAACUAUAUUUAUCAACCAAUAAAUACACGAGAGAAAUUAGUAAUUGGUACAACAAGAAAUAAUAUGAUAUUGGCUAUAGAUGAUCUAGAACUCAGAAAAAUAAAUCAUGUAUCAUUGAAAGAUACCAACAAUAAUCAUAUAGUAUAUCACCCUACUUUUACACCUCACUGGUCUUCCUUACAUUUUAACUGGUAUAUUAAAGAUAGGGAAAGUUCUAUUGUGGAGUAUCAGUGGGCUCUAGGUACAGUGAAAGGUGGAACUCAGAUCAGAGAAUUUACAACAACUGGUGAUAGAAGCCACGUGACUGUUUCUAAUCUACCUUUGGAUCACAACACUCGGCUAUAUUUCACUGUUAAAGCUCGAAAUGGUGCUGAUCUAACCUCUCUAUCACAUAGCAACUAUAUGUUGGUGGAUACUACGCCUCCUGUUGUGAUUUAUAUACAUGACGGUACAGGUGGAGAUGUUAAUUACCAGACUCGUAAGGUUAUAGCUGUCAAUUGGAAAAUAGAAGAUCCACAAUCUGGUAUUGACUACUGUCUCUGGGCUAUAGGUUCUGUGCGAGGAGGAAAUGAUAUACAGAAGUUUACAAGAAUACAGAAAGACGAGAAUAAAGCUAGUAGAGAAUAUACUGAGAGAGAACCUAUAAAAGUUUAUUCUACUAUUAGAUGUUAUAAUAAAGUUGGUCUACAAGUAACAGUUACAACUGAUGGUGUUCAACUCAUUGAUUCUAAUAAACUUAUUACUAACGAUAGAGAUAUCAAAAUAGCCAAGACAUUAGAUGGUUUAACAUUAAUGAUAUCCUGGACAGAUAUAUUUGAAUCAUACUGGAAAGAUUUAACUUAUGAAGUUAGUCUUGGUACCAAACAAGGUGGUGGAGAUGUUAUGCAGUGGCAAGAGACAAAAGAUAAAAGUCUCCGUUUGACAUUACCUAAACAUUCGAAAUAUAAAUAUCUAUUUUUAACUCUUACUGCAGUAGAUCCUUGUGGUUUAUUUAGUACUAUUCAGAAAACCAUUUUGUUGUAG
Lottia gigantea (owl limpet) is the source of this 2235-nucleotide messenger RNA. RefSeq lists its product as hypothetical. The coding region runs from base 1 to 2235 and encodes 744 amino acids. Gene Ontology annotation, molecular function: protein binding. The transcript is spliced from 10 exons. NCBI's taxonomy places the organism in Eukaryota, Metazoa, Mollusca, Gastropoda, Lottiidae. The record is from RefSeq and is a predicted model, not a curated record.